UAUCUACGGCAACGUUUACAAAUGGAGUAAGCUCAAUGGCUAGCUUAUUUUAUUGUCGAGCAAGGAUAAUCUUCACUUCUUCAAUAUGACUUCGAGUGGUAGAUCUACACCAACUCCAUCAAAUAGAUAUUCACCAUUACCACCCAUAAAAUCAAAAAUUGAUAGAGAGUUUAUUGACGACUUAAACAUGUUUAUAAAGGCUGAGCUUUGUAAAAUAAAGACAGAUGAUGAAGAGCAGAAAUAUCUUGUUUGGAAAGCUGCAUUUAAUAAAGUUAUUGAACAUGUUGUGGCUUACAGACCCAUACUUACUGCUAUCAAAAAAGAGUAUGAAGAUACUAUUGAAAUUAUUAAGACAGGACAAAAAAAUGCAGACUUUCUACAUCUUAAAUUGAAAUCAAUGGCUUCUGAACCCUCCACUCUGAGGAACUACAAGAAGAGGGCUGAUGAGCUUGAAGAAAGGAUUGUACUUAUCAAGAAAGAAAAUGAGAAACUUGAACAAGAAAUAAAAGACAUGCAAGCUUUGAAGGAAGAAAGAGAAAAACGACCUAAGACUGCAGAAACACCAAGGAGACAACUCAAAACAGACAACAGAUUUAUUCCAGGCUUAACACUAGAAGAGAUGACUGAUAUGAAAGUUCUUCAGAAAAAGUUUGAAGCUCUUGAUAGGCAGCUCAAAGAGUUAAAUAUCAGCUUGAAAACAAGAUUCCUACCAAAGACACACAAAGUUCAGCUCAAGGAAACAUUAGAUACCAAAGUGACAACUAGAGACCAACUGCUGCAUCAAAGUUUGGUGUAUAAAGCCAAAAGUCAAAGAUUAAAGAUUGCUCUGGAAGCUGCUCAGGCUUACAAUCAAAUGAAGCCACCUCAUCAAACUGUUGGGGAUGCUGUAACUCUAGCAUUUCAUCAAGCAAAUGGAACAUUUCAGGAAGAGAAAGACAAGCUGGAUAAAGAGUACGGAGAUGUUUUGGCUCAGUCCAACUCCACAGAAGAUGAUGACCCGAACAAGGAGAAGGAGGCUGAGCUAAUGUUGGAAUACAUAGAGAAAUUUAAUGAGCUGUUUGAAGAUGGGCUGUUUGAAGAGGCUGCUGUUCAUGCAGCUAACAGUCCCAAGGGGAUACUUAGAACACAAGCAACUUUAGCCAAAUUUAGAGAUGUUCCAGCAAAAGGUAAAGGAAGAUCACCCUUGCUAGCUUUCUGUGAUGCCUUAAUGUCUUCAGUGAAGGCUGCUGGCAAGAAACCUAAUGAAGCUUUGUCUCUGGACUGUGUUGAGGCAGGACUUAAUGAGAGUCGAGUAGACAUGGUGCAUCACUGGCUUGCACAGGACAGGCUGACUUUAAGUCACAAAAUGGGCAUCAUUAUCUGUGACCAUUGUACCUGUCGGCUUCCAUGUGUGUGUGAAUGUCAGUCCAUGGGUCAGAGCAUUUUUGUGAGGCUCAAAGAACACUAUGAUGCUGUCCUGGCCAUGCUGAGACAGGGCAAAGUGCAGAAUGCCUUGCAGUAUGCUAGGCACUGGCAUUGCAUCACAUCUGACAAAGUCAAUGAUGUUUUGAAAAUCAAUGACUGUCCACAGUUGAUAAUUGGUCUCCUAGCUGCUGAUGUAUUGAAACGUAAACUUUUGCUGAAUAUUACUGUAGGUAGCAUUUUGCAAGGUCUAAUGAACCUAAACAAACCUGAACUAAUAGCCACUUUAAUUGAAGCCAUAUCUGGACAGAAAACUGACCAUGAGGAAGCAACAGCUCUACCACUGUCCAGGGCUGUCUUACUGGACAGGUCCACUAAGCCAGAACAGUGGUCAGCAAUUGUACACUUUCUAGAGACAGCAGGUCAUCAUGAUGCAGCCUUACAGCUUUUUGCUACAACCUACAUCACCAACAUUGUCCAACAGUCUAGCAUCAUCCUCCAGAAUGAACAGGGGAGAAAAGGUGUCUCUUUUGCACAUACAGUGCAGACCAGGAGUGACUCUGAGGAGGAUCUAAGUGAUUCCACUCAUGGCACCACAUCCAGGGACACAUCCUCAAGAGAGAUUUCCCCAGAUCCACUAAUACCUCAAAAGAGUCAGAGGGAAUCGAUCUUGAAGAAGAAAGGUUACAGUGUCAAUGAUGUUCAGUGGAGAAAACUUUCUCCAUCUGGCAAGAGAGUGAGCCUUGCUAGCACAGUACAGUCCCCUUCUCCAAGCUUUGCUAGAACAGCAGAAGAUAAACAUGAUGAAAUUUUGAGGCCAGCUUCUAAGAUCAGCGGAAGUGUUCGGUUGAUAGACAGUGACCCCUACACCAGCAAUCCAGAGUCAGCUGGAGAAAGUGAAGCAGAGUAAACUGUUUAAAUUAAAUUGAUUUAUUUAUUGAUGUAUUUCUAAUUCUUGGUGUGUAUUUAAAAAACAAUGCUGUUCCAGUCUUUUAUUGUCAUAUUACACACUAAAUUAUAAACCCAGUUGCUAUGUAAAUAUAAAAAAAAAACAGCAGCAUUCAACUCCCCAGUGUUAAGUCUUUUUUGGCCUUUGAGCUGUAUAAUAUUCUGACACAUUUCAAA
Messenger RNA from Biomphalaria glabrata, 2526 nucleotides. RefSeq names its product clathrin heavy chain linker domain-containing protein 1-like. The transcript is spliced from 10 exons. The record is from RefSeq and is a predicted model, not a curated record. Lineage: Eukaryota; Metazoa; Mollusca; Gastropoda; Planorbidae. Bases 86 to 2311 code for a protein of 741 amino acids.